This is a messenger RNA of Bacidia gigantensis, 4590 nucleotides long. RefSeq lists its product as uncharacterized. The record is from RefSeq and is a predicted model, not a curated record. Gene Ontology annotation, cellular component: chromatin; nucleus. Gene Ontology annotation, molecular function: ATP binding; ATP-dependent chromatin remodeler activity; DNA binding. The coding region runs from base 1 to 4590 and encodes 1529 amino acids. Lineage: Eukaryota; Fungi; Ascomycota; Lecanoromycetes; Lecanorales; Ramalinaceae. The transcript has 6 exons. Gene Ontology annotation, biological process: nucleosome organization; regulation of transcription by RNA polymerase II.
AUGUAUGCCCAACCCGCUCCGAAUACAACCAAUUCGUCGCUUGUAAACGGCCAUCUCUCUCCACCGCGUGCGAAUGCUGCGCUCAGCUCAGCGCCUGAUUCAGAUAGCGAGAGCGCCCUCUCCGAUGUCCUGGACGACUCUGCCAUCCUUGCCCCAUCCCCAGGUGCAAGAGUCCGCUCAAUUGCAGAAAAUCAAAGUCGAAGCCCACUUGAAAGCCUUUCAUCACCUGGAGACGAUGCUUUAGGCUCUGAAGAUCCAAAUUUUGGUGAUGAGUCACCGCCCGCUGGGACUCGUUCCCCGUCCCAAAAUACUCGCUCCACCUCCGAGGAGUCUCCUAGACAGCGGAAACGAAAAGCCGGCAUUGAAAAGGAUGACUUCGUGAUGAAUGAUCCAGAGCUUUAUGGCUUACGCCGGAGUGCUCGCCCUCGACCUAAUCGUCAAUUUCGCGGUCCCCCUCGGAAACGACGGAAACCAGUACCCUCCAUCUCAGUGAAUGGUCAAACACCGUCUGGUCAGUCUAUGUCCGACCAAGACUCCGAUGUCGAUGACUAUGGAGCACCCCGCCGGCACCUUACCAAGAAGCAACACCGCCGACCACAACCUUCGACGCGGGACAAUACGCCAAAUUACGGAGAAGUCCGCUUCUCGACUCGCAAAGCCGCCAAGAUAUCGAACUACAACGAGGACGAUGAUGACAUGCUGGAUGACGAAGAACCGCAAUCUUGGACAUACAUUGAUGAAAAUACAGCACCCAAGAUCGAUUGUGUCCUUAACCACAGGAUGCAUGAAGGUAUCGAUAAGGAGAUCACAGAACCUGGAAAAGACGAUUUUGAAUAUUAUAUAAAGUGGGAAAACAAAGCCCACUAUCAUGCCACUUGGGAGACGCAUGCUCAACUCCGUGAUCGUCUCGGAUACAAAAAGCUAGAUAAUUACUUCAAAAAGGUCGCCCAGGAGGACUUCUUUAUGUCCAGAGAUGAAAAUAUACCGCUGGAAGAGCGCGAGAAAUGGAAUCUAGAUCGUGAGCGUGACACCGAUGCAUUGAUUGACUACGUCAAGAUUGAAAGAGUCAUCGGUGUCAGAGAUGGUGACGAUGACACUACCGAGUAUUUCAUCAAAUGGAAGGGGUUGCCUUAUAACAUGUGCACCUGGGAGAAAGGCGGGCUGGUCAGCGAGAUCGCCCAACUCGAGAUCGAUCGCUAUCUAAACCGAACAUCAUCUUUACCCCAGUCCAACAAGACGGAAUCGAACCCAAAUACAAGAAGCAGUUUCAAACGCAUUGCAGAACAACCGUCUUACAUCAAAAACGGCACGCUACGCGAGUUCCAAUUGCAUGGUCUGAAUUUCUUAGCCUACAACUGGUGCAAAUCAAAGAAUGUAAUAUUGGCGGAUGAAAUGGGGUUAGGCAAGACUGUCCAGACAGUUGCCUUCAUGAACUGGUUGCGGAACGAGCGAGGGCAACAAGGACCGUUCAUCGUAAUUGUCCCACUCUCAACUGUACCUUCAUGGGCAGAGACCCUUGAUUAUUGGACUCCGGACAUCAAUUACGUCGUAUAUUACGGCAAUGAGACUGCACGAUCCAUCAUCAUCGACCAUGAGUUGCUUGAUACAUCAAACCGACCCAAGUUUCACGUGAUGCUCACAACAUACGAAGAGGCUCUCAAAGAUGCUUCCUUUCUCUCGCAGAUCAAAUGGCAAUUCAUGGCCAUCGAUGAAGCUCAUCGUUUGAAAAAUAGAGAAUCACAACUGUACUCAAAGCUCCUUGCUUUCAAGGCACCUAACCGGCUUUUAAUCACAGGCACUCCGAUGCAGAAUACGCUUGGCGAACUGUCUUCGUUGAUGGAUUUUCUCAUGCCUGGGGCUGUCCAGAUCGACGAGAAGAUGGAUUUGACAUCCGAAGCCGCCGGCGCUAAAAUUGACGAGAUGACCAAGGCUGUUCAGCCGUAUAUGCUUCGCCGUACGAAGAAUAAAGUCGAAAACGAUCUACCUCCAAAGACUGAAAAAAUAAUCCGUGUUGAAUUAUCUGAUGUUCAGCUCGAAUAUUAUAAGAAUAUUCUUACUAGGAACUACACUGCUCUGAACGAGGGAGCGAGUGGGCACAAGCACACACUUCUCAAUAUCAUGAUGGAGUUGAAAAAAGCUAGCAAUCAUCCGUUCAUUUUUCCCUCUGCCGAGGAUAAGAUUCUCAAUGGCAGCACCAGUCGGGAGGAUACGCUGCGGAGCCUCAUCACUAGCAGUGGCAAAAUGAUGCUUCUUGAUCAACUGCUCAAGAAGCUCAGAAAAGAUAAUCAUCGUGUAUUGAUUUUCAGUCAGAUGGUGAUGAUGCUCAAUAUUCUCGGCGACUAUUUACAUCUUCGCAACUACCAGUAUCAGCGUCUGGAUGGCACCAUUUCUGCAGCCCAGCGUCGCAUGGCAAUUGAUCAUUUCAACGCCCCAGAAAGCAACGAUUUUUGCUUCUUACUGUCUACGCGUGCUGGAGGCUUAGGCAUUAAUUUAAUGACCGCAGAUACAGUCAUUUUAUUUGACUCGGAUUGGAAUCCUCAAGCUGACCUUCAAGCAAUGGCUCGAGCUCACCGUAUUGGACAGACCAAGCCAGUCAGCAUUUACAGACUUGUUGCUAAGGAGACCGUGGAAGAAGAAGUUCUCGAGCGUGCGCGCAACAAGCUCAUGCUUGAAUUCAUCACCAUACAGCGCGGAGUUACUGACAAGGACGUCGAAAAACGUCUGUCCGAGAAAAUGGCACGUGACCAUAAGAAGGUGGAGUACGCUGAGCCAAAUUCUGCAGAAGAUAUAUCCCGGAUCCUCAAGCGUCGAGGCCAGAAGAUGUUCCUCCAGUCUGGUAAUCAGAAGAAACUUGAGGAGCUAGAUAUUGACUCUGUGCUAGAAAAUGCCGAGGAGCACAAAACGGAACAAGCUGAAGCCAUCGAUGCGGAUGGUGGUGAAGAGUUCUUGAAAUCAUUCGAAUACACUGAUGUCGAUAUGAAGGAACUCGAGUGGGAUAGCAUUAUCCCCAAGGAACAGCUAGACGCCAUCAAAGCCGAGGAGAAGCAUAAAGCAGAUGAGCAAUACCUGAACAACGUCAUCGCGCAAAACGCCCCUAGGAAAAGAAAAGCCGAUGAAGAACGUGCGGAGCGAGCCGCUAAGAAGAGAGCAAGAGAUCUUGCUACUGUUGACUCCGACGAUGAAUCAGACCAACAGCCUGGUCUUGACCCAAGUCGGCCAUUGAAUACGAAAGAAUGUCGAAACCUAAUCACCGCCUUCUUACGUUUUGGUCUAAUGGACGAACGGAAGGACGAGAUCCUACAAAAAGCUCGACUUACCAAUAGAGAUUAUUCAGUCGUCAAGGCGACCAUUGAUGAAGUCUUCGCUACCGCAACAAGGCUUGUCAAGGAGGAACAUGAUCGCCUUGCCGCUUUGGAAAGAUCUGGAAAAACGAUUACCAAAAAGGAUCGCAAGGCUGUUCUCUUUGACUUCAGAGACGCUCAGCGAAAUAACGCCGAACAUAUUGCUGAAAGACCCGGUGAGAUGCAUAUGCUGAUGGAUGAGGUUGCCAAAUUUGCAGAUCCCAAAAGUUUCAGAAUACCCGAAGCCUCCAAACCUGCUACUUAUAGCUGUGAGUGGGGAGCCCGCGAAGAUGGUAUGCUUUGUUUGGGUAUUGUAAGACACGGUGAUGGUAGUUGGGCGGCUAUCCGCGAUGACCCCGAGCUGGGAAUGCAGGACAAACUCUUCUUGGAAGAACAUCGGGUUGAGAAGCAGCAACAACGCAUCACAGGCGGAGAGAAGGGCCUCAAAUCGCCUGGAGCCGUUCAUCUUGUGCGAAGGAAAGAUUAUCUCCUCUCUGUACUGAAAGAGAAAACAAGUCGAGGGACUAAUCUAGCCGCCAAACGUGCCGUUGAGAAUCACCAUCGCAACAACAAGAAGAGCAGCGUACAAGCUCGCCUCGGGGAUGGCCACGGGAGUGUAUCCGCUUCGCCUGUCCCGUCAUCUGCCCGAAAAGUUCACCGAGAUAUAGAUAAACAUCGACACCGAAGCAACGCGGAAGGGCGAAUCUCCCUUGCUGAGGCAAACGGGUAUACCCCACGGCAGGAUCGACCACGAUCACAUACAGAAAACCAUCAUUCGCCCGCCGGGCAGCAAAAUCAUCGCCGUAGCAAUGAACCUAGCGGCCGUGAUUCCACAAUGGACAGUCUCAUGUGGAAGAUCUUUAAGCCGGUACGCGAAAACCUAAAAAACAUUCAAAAUGCUACAAAACACAAUAUGCAGAAUAGGGCGGAGCGCGCGACCACGCUCCGUAGGGAGCUUUUAGAAGUAGGGAAACAUGUUGAAAGCCUGGCAUCUGACGAAGGAGGCGAUCUGGGCAAUUCAUUUUGGGAAUUUGUGGCUACGUACUGGCCGAACCCUGGCACCGAGGCCCACGUAAUUAACAGUUUGUUUACCAGACUUAUGAAGGAGGAAAAUACAAAGAAUGACAGCGCUGGAGUCAAUGGCAAGACCUCCGAACACCCCAACGGACAAUCCAAUGGAGCCACAACCCCUGCAGCUCCAUCUGAAGUCAAGCCAGAGGUGAAGCAGGAGGUAUCUGAAUCGGCAUGA